AUGGAAAGCAAGGAAUGUAUAGUAAAAACUAUGAUUCAUGCAGGAACAAAGACAAUUAAUUUUGUACCUGGAACCAAAGUAGUAUUUCAUUUUAAAACAACAAAAUGUAAUCCACAAAAAACAGUAAUAGAUGAUAGCAGAACUAUGGGAAAUCCAAUGGAACUUGUUUUAGGAAAGAAGUUUAAGCUUGAAGUUUGGGAAGCUGUUGUACAAAAAAUGACAUUAAAUGAAGUGGCUUGCUUCAGAGUUGAUAAAAGUCUAGUUACAGCAUAUCCCUUUGUAUCUAAAACUCUAAGAGAAGUUGGCAAGCCACAAUCAGAGAAACGUAGUCAUCAUUGUUGUGGUGUAACUUUACAAAAUGAAGGAAUUGGAUAUGAUGAUUUAAAUGAACUUAUCAAGUACCCACAGGAUUUAGAAUUUACAAUUGACAAAUUAUAUAAAAUGAAGCUUGUAUCAAAAAGUAUUGAUAGAGAUGGAAAAGGGAGUGUGUCCCUUAUACCAGAAAAUACAGAAGACAUGUGGCAUACAUAUAAUCUUAUUUGUGAAGGAAAUUUUGUUAGUGCUUCUACUAUUAGAAAAGUGCAAACGGAAUCUGCAACUGGUAGUUCUAACAGUUAUAGAGUUAGAACUACUCUUACUAUAUGCGUAGAAGGUAUUGAUUUUGAUACACAAGCAUGUGUUUUAAGACUGAAAGGUAGAAAUGUAGAGGAGAAUAAAUAUGUCAAGAUGGGAGCAUAUCACUCAUGUGAAAUAACACGAAAUCAUAAAUAUACCAUUACUAAAGCUAAAUGGGAUUCAAUUGCUUUAGAAAGAAUUGAUACUGCAUGUGACCCAGCACAGAAUGCAGAUGUUGCUGCUGUGGUAAUGCAAGAAGGUAUAGCAUAUAUUUGCUUAAUAACUGCCAAUAUGACAAUAGAUCGUGCAAAAAUAGAUCAAGUUAUUCCUAGGAAAAGGAAAGGAAAUGUUACACAGCAUGAAAAGGGAUUAACAAGAUUUUAUGAUAACAUAAUGCAAGGAAUUUUGAGACACAUUAAUUUUGAUAUUGUAAAGUGCAUCAUUCUUGCUAGUCCUGGUUUUGUUAAAGAUCAAUUCAUGGAUUACCUAGUACAACAAGCCAUAAACACGGAUAACAAACUAAUAUUAGAAAAUAAAGGAAAAUUUUUGCUGGUGCAUUCUAGUUCUGGCUUCAAACACUCGUUGAAAGAAGUUUUGGCUGACCCUGCUGUAAUGUCUCGAAUUUCUGAGACAAAAGCAGCAGGUGAAGUAAAAGCUCUAGAAGCAUUUUACACAAUAUUAGAGACUGAUCCAUUAAGAGCUUUUUAUGGGAAGAAGCAUAUUCACAAAGCUAAUGAAUCUCAAGCUAUAGAAACAUUAUUGAUCUCAGAUAAAUUAUUUAGAUGUCAAGAUGUUAAUGAACGGAAAGAAUACGUUGAGUUGGUUGAAAGUGUAAGAGAUUCUGGCGGAGACGUGAAGAUAUUUUCGAGCCUGCAUGUAUCGGGUGAACAAUUAGAACAACUUACUGGAAUAGCAGCUAUAUUACGUUUUCCGAUACCGGAAUUGGAGGAUGAAAGUGAUGGUGAAAGCGAUUCAGACGCAGACGCUUAA
Molecule: messenger RNA, 1605 nt
Organism: Habropoda laboriosa
Lineage: Eukaryota; Metazoa; Arthropoda; Insecta; Hymenoptera; Apidae
Gene: pelo
Product: protein pelota
Exons: 12
Coding region: 1-1605 (534 amino acids)
Biological process (GO): nuclear-transcribed mRNA catabolic process, non-stop decay; nonfunctional rRNA decay; RNA surveillance
Cellular component (GO): cytoplasm
Molecular function (GO): peptidyl-prolyl cis-trans isomerase activity
Source: RefSeq, a predicted model, not a curated record